AAAAAAAAUUGUUUUUAUCUACGUUGGUUUUUUACUCAUCAGGUUUGUUUCGCGUGUGAUUUUCCGAAAAAUUAUGUUCAUGGAUAGUCAAGUACAUAACCUUAAUAGCUAUUCACAUAUCCCGAAAGACUAUCAAGACACAAGCUUGCUGCUUUAUAGACAUGUCAUCAAACUUAUUGUCUUCCUACAAUUAUAGCGACCAUCGAGUUAUUGGUAUUGAACUAAAAAAAGUUACCACUGACGACAAAAGUAAAUUUAAUGUAAAUAUCGAAAAAGUUCCAACUAAAUAGUAAUUACAAGAAACUAAUGAAUUUAAAAAGAGAGAAAACAUGUGUUUUGGAAUGAUCCUGUACACAUUCACACAAUUUCAUACGACGCCAGCGAUAGUGACGUCGGUUUUUAUUGCACUAGGGAUUUUAUUCUGCGGUUGCGCCAUGGUUCACAACGUCUUCGUAUGGCAAAGAGAAAAGACGAACUCUAUGAAGGCUAUGGCGCGUGAACAGUGCGAAGCAGCAGCUCAUUUACAGCGUCAGCAGCAACAUUUGCAACAACAGCAACAACAACACCAUCAUCAGCAACAGCUACGUUCCAUUCUUCCAUGCCCACCAAAACUUGAAAACUUGACCACUGUGCACUCUAUUUCUGCACAUUCUCGAGGUUCUCAGUGCCAACAGCCUUCACAGCAUUUCCAGCAUCAUCACCACACGCGACAUGUUUCCAUGUCACCACCUCUAUUGCUUUCGUCACCAGUGCCGAGCGGACUGGCAGCAACACACAACCACCACAACAUGUUUUCUCAUCGAGGCGUCCCAGCGACACCUCCGGCCUCUUCAGGUGACCAAUCGCCAAACAGUCCUGCUAACAAACACAAGACCCAGCAGAACCUAUCACGCGACGCCACUGGCAGUGUUAGCCCUGGCAUUCCCGCCGCCACCCUGGAUCUAAGUAGCGCAGCGACUACCAACAGUCCUCAUGAACUUUCGACGCUCGUCUAAAAACGAUCAUUAUAUAAUAUAGACGUACUCCUUUAAAGACAAAAUUUAUCUUAGAAAUCAUUUAGUGUCGCAAUCAAUACAUUCUUUUCAUGCAAGUCUCACAAGUCACUAGAUCCUCCUUUUUUCCGAUAAUUCUUCUUUGACCUAUUUUUCAUACUAACUUAUUCUCUGUUGCCCCUUCUUUCAAUUGAGUGUCUUUGUUUUUUUUAAACAAAAGUCAUUUCAAUAAAACGACAUACCCUUCUUUUUUAAUUACACGGCAGCUAGAGAUUUUAAUACAUUCUUAACAGAUUUUAAUUUUUGUAGAUAAAUUCCGAAUUCAAUUAAUACAAACCUUGUCUUCUUGACUGAUUUAAACAAUCACCGGGAAUGCUAGAAGACCAAAUUUGGGAUGAUAAAAUUCUCAAAAUUUUGAUAUUUUAACUUAAAAUCGUACAAUUUUAAGCAUUUCCUCGAGCACUUUACAGUUGAAAGCUUUAAUACGUUGAGUUUUAGAUAUGUAACUUGAUGUGUGGAUAUUCAUUUUCUCAAGUACCAAACUGAACGUAUGAGCAACAUUUUUAAGACAUUAAGAAAUUACUAGAAGAUUAAAUAUUGUGUCCUUUAAAUUUUAAAUAUAUCAUAUAAAUAUCAUUAUAAAUGUGAAAUAAUUGAAAAUUUAAUCUAUAUCUAAAAAGAAAGAACUUAUGUUUCCUUUACGAACUUCGUUAGCCAUAAUGUUUUCACGUUUUCAAAAAAUAAUAAUCACGAA
This is a messenger RNA of Belonocnema kinseyi, 1746 nucleotides long. RefSeq names its product centrosomal and chromosomal factor-like. Lineage: Eukaryota; Metazoa; Arthropoda; Insecta; Hymenoptera; Cynipidae. The record is from RefSeq and is a predicted model, not a curated record. The transcript has 4 exons. Bases 330 to 995 code for a protein of 221 amino acids.